Herpailurus yagouaroundi (jaguarundi) is the source of this 1048-nucleotide messenger RNA. RefSeq lists its product as uncharacterized. The coding region runs from base 296 to 1048 and encodes 250 amino acids. NCBI's taxonomy places the organism in Eukaryota, Metazoa, Chordata, Mammalia, Carnivora, Felidae. The transcript is spliced from 5 exons. The record is from RefSeq and is a predicted model, not a curated record.
UGCCCUCGCGGCCCCGCGGGCGUCACCCGCGGGCCGUAACGUCCCGGCCCGACUGAGCUGCCCCGACGCCUGGGAGGGAGGGACCCGGAGGAGAAGGGCAGCCUCGCCUUUCAGCCCUGUCCAGUGUUAGGCUCCCGAACCGUCGUGGAGGAGACAGAAACGGAGAGGUGGAAACAGAGCCCAGGGGAGGGAGGAACUCCACGCGACUUUCCUCCUCUGCAAACAGCCCGAAGAUGAAAUUGGUGUCGCGUAGCUGGUGAAGGGUUCUUCAUGGGGCUAAAAGCUACAGACAACAAUGUAUUCAACAAGUCUUAACAGAACUUCCUGGUAUCAGACUCUGGGGUUGGAGGACCAGAAAGUGGGGCAGAAACUAUAUCAUGGAGAAUCGAAGAAAAAUCAUGAUGGUCUCUCCAACCACAUGUGCAAGAAGUUCGGUGCACUGCAAGCCAGACUUUUCGUCUUCACUUUGUUCCCAAUGCUGAAGGCCCCCCUGAAGGUGGCUGUGGUCACACCGAGUCUCACCACCAGCCUAUUCGGGAGACUCCAAGGCAGCCCACCCAAGAAUCACUCAAAACGCCAGAUUUCACUGGAGCGUGUUGGCCGCGGACCUCCUGUCAGUGGCUUUAAAGCAGCGCAGGCAGGAGCCCGAGGGACCCCCUUCGCCCAGAGGACACCAAAGAGACUCCGCUCUGCCGGGAGGGCCGCGGGGUGGCGCAGAGCCAACGGGCUGGCGGAGGAAGAGCGCGCACCCGACGUCUGCCCCGGGGCCCCUCGUCCUGGAGGCGGACACCCUGCGUUCGGUGCGAUUCCCGAGGCCAGGCUGCUGAGGGCGCUAGGGUCCCGUCCUCGGGGGCGGGUGGCGGGGCGUUGCGGGGUCCUUUGCCGGGGCCGCUUGGGGGGCGCGGGCUCCUCGCUCGCAGGGGCGCGGCUGUUUCCAGGGCCUUGGGCGGUUCAAGCGAAGUCGGCGGGCCCGAUAUUUGUGGCCGAAAUGCCGCUUUUGGGGGUUAGAGCCGGAGACCAGGCCGCCUGCCUCGUUUCCGUAGUGUAG